AUGUGGAAGUGUGCAGUACUAAUCUCUGUCUGUUACCUGGGUCUGGUUGUGGCUCAGGGAUUAUCAGACAACUUAGAUUUAAAGGCUUCGCAUCAUCCAGCUUGUGGCAAGAACGAAUAUUUCGAAAAGUGUACAUUUGAAUGUCCAGCAGAGAAGACUUGUGAAAAUCGUUUAAUCGUUGCGUAUUGUCCAGAUGUUAUAAUGCCCUGUAUCCCAAAAUGCAGCGUAGAGCGUCCGCUCGAUAAAGAUAUAUAUAAGCAGCGACAAGCUGAGCUCUUUAAUACUCGAGGAGCCGGCAACAUGUGGAGGUGUGCAGUACUGCUGUCUGUCUGUUGGGUGGAACUAGUUGCGAGUCAGGGACUACUCGGUAGGCCUAUUCCAUCUUUAGUUCCUAUGGAAUGUGGACCAAAUGAAAUCUUCAAUGAAUGUGUACCAGAAUGCCCUCCAGAAAAGACCUGUGACACUCGUAAAGUAGGUGUCGCUUGUCUAGCAAUCUCAAUACCCUGUUCCUCAAAGUGUGUAUGUAAAGAGGGUUACUACAGGAAGACUGCGGGUGGGGAGUGUAUAUCAGAUGAAGAAUGUGGACCAGCUUGUGGCGCAAAUGAGGAGUACACGGAGUGCAGAAACCCUUGUGUGGAUGAUAGCUGCGCAGCAAUGGGGAGUCUGAAACCGAACUGUACUGAACCCUGUGAACCUGGAUGUGCUUGCAAAGAAGGCUUCUUUAGAUUAUAUAACUACUGGCCUUGUUUUCCUAGAUGUUAUUGUCAUGAGUUGCGAGAUGCACCCGAGUGUAGAGGUUAG
This is a messenger RNA of Spodoptera littoralis (African cotton leafworm), 801 nucleotides long. The record is from the annotation of a GenBank genome assembly. Lineage: Eukaryota; Metazoa; Arthropoda; Insecta; Lepidoptera; Noctuidae.